Molecule: messenger RNA, 2574 nt
Organism: Sorex araneus (European shrew)
Lineage: Eukaryota; Metazoa; Chordata; Mammalia; Eulipotyphla; Soricidae
Gene: DUSP10
Product: dual specificity phosphatase 10
Exons: 4
Coding region: 168-1616 (482 amino acids)
Biological process (GO): negative regulation of JUN kinase activity; protein dephosphorylation
Cellular component (GO): cytoplasm; cytosol
Molecular function (GO): MAP kinase tyrosine/serine/threonine phosphatase activity; protein tyrosine/threonine phosphatase activity
Source: RefSeq, a predicted model, not a curated record
GUAGCAAAAGAGAAAGUAACUAUGUUGCUGCUGGAGAUCAAUGAAGCCCAGUGAAUGGGGGCUGCCUGUGCGAAUCCUUAGUGGAAGCCGAGCGCCAGAUGGUGGAGGGCUACACUUAUUGAUGAAACCCUCGAGUUCCUCUUGAGUGGCCAGUUUUCAGCCUCCUCAUGCCUCCAUCUCCUUUAGACGACAGGGUAGUAGUGGCACUGUCUCGGCCUGUCCGACCUCAGGAUCUCAACCUCUGUUUAGACUCCAGCUAUUUGGCCUCGGCUGCCCCCGGCAGUAGCAGCCAGCCCCCCAUCCUCACCACCACCACCGUGUCCCUCAAGGCUGCGAAUCUGACGUAUAUGCCCUCAUCCAGCGGCUCUGCCCGCUCCCUGAAUUGUGGCUGCAGCAGUACCAGCUGCUGCACUGUGGCAACCUACGACAAGGACAGCCAGUCCCCCAGCCCGGCUCUUGCCCCUGGUCCUGCCUCCACUGCCAUUGGAACCUCUCCGCCCUGCCCUUCCAACCAGAUGGUCAACAAUAAUGAGAACGCAGGUGCUCUGAGUCCAUCAGGUGGGGUGGGCGGCAGUCCUGCAUCAGGGACCCCUAAACAGCUCACCAGCAUCAAAAUCAUUUACCCCAAUGACUUGGCAAAGAAGAUGACCAAAGGCAGCAAGAGCCACCUGCCGAGCCAGGGCCCUGUCAUCAUUGAUUGCAGGCCCUUCAUGGAGUACAACAAGAGCCACAUCCAAGGAGCUGUCCACAUUAACUGUGCCGACAAGAUCAGCCGCCGAAGACUGCAGCAAGGCAAGAUCACUGUCUUAGACUUGAUUUCCUGUCGGGAAGGCAAGGACUCUUUCAAACGGAUCUUUUCCAAAGAAAUUAUAGUUUAUGAUGAGAAUACCAAUGAGCCAAGCCGAGUGAUGCCCUCCCAGCCACUUCACAUAGUCCUCGAGUCCCUGAAGAGAGAAGGCAAAGAACCUCUGGUGUUGAAAGGUGGACUUAGCAGUUUUAAGCAGAACCAUGAAAACCUCUGUGACAACUCCCUCCAGCUGCAGGAGUGCAGGGAGGCAGGGGGCGCCUCUGCAGCCUCCGGCUUGCUACCUCAGUCCAUCCCUACCACCCCGGACAUCGAGAAUGCAGAGCUGACCCCCAUCUUGCCCUUCCUGUUUCUUGGCAAUGAGCAGGAUGCUCAGGAUGUGGACACCAUGCAGCGACUGAACAUUGGCUACAUCAUCAACGUCACCACCCACCUGCCCCUGUACCACUACGAGAAAGGCUUGUUCAACUACAAACGUCUGCCAGCCACUGACAGCAAUAAGCAGAACCUGCGGCAAUACUUUGAAGAGGCUUUUGAGUUCAUUGAGGAAGCUCACCAAUGUGGAAAGGGGCUUCUCAUCCAUUGCCAGGCUGGCGUGUCCCGCUCGGCCACCAUCGUCAUUGCCUACUUGAUGAAGCACACACGGAUGACUAUGACUGAUGCUUAUAAAUUUGUCAAAGGCAAACGACCAAUUAUUUCCCCAAACCUUAACUUCAUGGGGCAGUUGCUGGAGUUUGAGGAAGACCUAAACAACGGUGUGACACCGCGGAUCCUUACACCAAAGCUGAUGGGCGUGGAAACGGUAGUGUGACAAACUUCUAGAUGGACAGUCAUUAGACCAAGAGGAAGGAAGAUGUAUUCUUUCUUUUCUUUCUUUUUCUUUUAUUUUUUUUUUAAAAAUGGGGAUAAAGUUUGUGAAUGGAAACAAACUUGUUUAAAACCAUUUAUUUUUAACAGGUGUGAGAAGAAUUUAACUUUUGAUGCCAUUGAGAUUUAUUUCCCAUGAACUGAUAAAGCAGGGAAGGGGCAAAAGAAGUCAUUUUUUAAGUCAAUAAUAAAAAUAUAAUAAAACUUGUUUCUUCCCCUUUUCCUUUUAAGCUAUUUGUAGAGUUUAUGAAUACAUAGUCUGUGCAGGUUCAUAGACCAAGGAUAAUACACUUCAAGACAAUUAAACAGAACCAAAAGUAAGUAGAGAUAAUGAAUCAUGAGGGUCUGGGGUUUGCCUGAGCUGGCUAUGUAGAAAAUAGAACCCAACCCAACCCACCCCAUCCUAGUCCAAGGAGAGAAGGGCAGUUAUGUGGUCUAAGGACUCUUCACAUUCUUUAAAAACAAAGGAUACUGUUUAUUUUGUGUGUUUCAUACUUGGAUUAUUCUCCCCUUCCUUCACCCCCCUUCUCCAGGUUUCAGAGAUUUUUUUUUUUUAAUAGCAGGAAACUGACCAUUAUACCAUAUGCUUUCACUGGCUUCUUGUGCAAUAAUAUGGUGUUUUGAGUGUGAAAAGAGUUUGAUCUGAUGGCAGAAUAAUAGACAAAUAGUGCAAAUUUGCCAGCUUGGAAAGAGAAAGGAUUAAACAAACCAGUUAUUUUUCUUCCCACAUUUUUCCUUUAUUUUUUUUUUGGGGGGGGAAAGGUGUAUUUGAUUCUGGUUACAGUGCCAUAAACCUUGUUAAAUAUGUAUAUCAGAAUGUAAAAAAAGACAAAAUUUAUUUAAAAAUAUUUUUCGCAAAAAAAUUGGUGUGUUUCUGUUGAUUGUGUAAAAUUUUAUUUUCA